Messenger RNA from Morus notabilis, 1479 nucleotides. RefSeq lists its product as uncharacterized. The transcript has 14 exons. NCBI's taxonomy places the organism in Eukaryota, Viridiplantae, Streptophyta, Magnoliopsida, Rosales, Moraceae. The coding region runs from base 162 to 1364 and encodes 400 amino acids. The record is from RefSeq and is a predicted model, not a curated record.
CAGCCUCUGAGUCGGAUAUAUAUAACACUCCGCGUCCCAGCUUGAGCUUCCUUCCACAAUUCACUCCUCUUUCUUCCCCAUUCCCAUACUAGAGUCUUCUUCUUCCUCUUCUUCUGCUCAACGGUGGGAUCGAAACCCUAGCCACACCACACCAGAGAACGAUGGGAAACUUGUUGAACAAGCAACCACCACCGCCAAUGGUGCUCGUUCCUCCUCUCUUCGACUUCCCUCCUCUCGCCGCCCGUACUAGGAUGUUGGAGUCAUCUUAUAAUAUGUUGUUCGGAAAGCUUGCUUUGAAAUGCCUCUUUGAGGAUUAUUUUGAAGAAGCAAAUCAUUUCACAGACUCAGACUCAGAGGAGGAUACAGUUAAAAAUGCACUUUUCCGUUGGCAAAGUGACGUUUAUGAUCCUCAUACAUUUGUUGACCUUUUCGUGUCGAGCUCUAAUCCGAUUCUACAAAUGCGGUAUUGUUCCUUCAACCCCGAACUAGGAAUUGGAGCAUUUGGCAUUUUACCCUUGCUACUGAGGAACAGGGUAUCUUUACUGGACAACUGUGUUUGUGGAAUAAGAUAUGGUUCAGAUAGUUUAUCCAUUGGAGCCAAAAUCAAGCCUUUCUCCUUUAAAAAUGAAUGUGUAGAAAGUAUGUGGUUCGUGAGCAGGGCGGGGAGGCUAACUGUUGGAUUGCAGUAUGAGCCAGAAUAUGGAAGGAAAGACGGUACAAAGUAUAUAAAUUUAAAUAAUUGGAGUGGUGCAAUUGGCUAUUGUGUGGGAUCAGGCAGUCCUUUGAGUCCAUCAUUCAAUUUUUGCCUUGAACUUGUUAAAGAUUAUCAGUUCAACGCCUCAUUCUAUCAACAUGUGGUAGUCCAAAGACGGGUGAAGAACCCUCUUGAAGAAAAUGAAGUAGUUGGAAUUACAAAUUAUAUUGAUUUCGGCUUUGAAUUGCAGACGAGGGUCGAUGUAGCUGAAGCAUCAAACCAGAUACCAGAGUCUACUUUCCAAGUUGCUGCAUCUUGGCAAGCCAAUAAAAACUUCCUGUUGAAGGGAAAGUUGGGCCCUCUCAGCUCGGCAGUAGCAUUGGCAUUCAAAUCAUGGUGGAAGCCUUCUUUCACAUUUAGCAUUUCAGCCACUAGAGAUCACACUUCCGGAAGCACAGCAUACGGGUUUGGCGUCCGUGUUGAGAACCUUAGAGAAGCCAGGUAUCAAAGAGCUGAUCCAAAUUUUGUGAUGCUGACACCGAACAAAGAGCACCUGGCGGAAGGCAUAGUUUGGAAGAUUGGGCAAAGACCAAUGCUGCAAUCAGACAUAAAUGCCGGAAAUUUCGAUGGCAUUCCGAUGGAACUGAGACCCCUGGAAAGAAUUUUGUAAAUUUUAUUUUAUUUUUUUUAAAAUUGUUUUUAGUACUUGAACAGUUGAACUCUCAAACGGGAUGACCUUUUUCUGGGGUUGUCUAGGACGGUCUAGAACAUGCAUUGGUGAUCUA